UUAAGAAUGUACAAGGUCGCACUUAUUAUAUUAUAUCUACUUGCUAGGUGUUGAUUCCACUACCGCGGAGUAGCUUUUCGGAAUUCGAGAGACUUUUAAGUUCUGAGGCACUUAUUGUUAACGAAGGUCACAUGAUAGGUAGAUGGUUUUCGAUCUAAGUAGAAACAGGUACAAAAAAAUACAUAUAUAAAGUAGUGAGGACAAAGAACGGUCAGUAUGUAAGGGUGGAUUACUAGACCCUAAAAAUAAAGCAAUGCAUUGUAUGUAUUGCAAUUGCAGGGAAACGUGAAAGGAUAGGAUUGGAGAGCAAGCUGCAUCGGAACCAAUUAACAAUAAUUUAUAAAUAUAAAGGUCACAUGGCUUUACUUCGUAUGCCUCCAAAUUGCGCGGACACAUCAUCUUCAACAUACUUUCCCACGGUGUGUGUUGUAGAGUGUUAUAUAAAAUCAAACAUUGUGAAGGAGAUUGAAACAAUGAAGACCAAAACCGCCUUCUACAGUCUAACGUUGAUUGUCGGACUGCUGUUGUUUGGAACGGGCUACUUUCUACACCGGCGAGUAGCAGGCAAUUUACUCCAGUCACAACGGGAUGUCUACAAGACAAGACUUCGUGUAAGUGGUAGUACUACUAACAUCACAAUAACAGGACCAACCAUCGAGAGGACCACAGUAGAACCAGUCGUCAAUCCCCAUCUGUUUAAUUUUACAAUACGCAACCAAGCUGCCUGCUUCAAUAGGAGCAACUCAAACGGAGAACUCUUCUUGGUUUUGCUAGUCAAAUGUGCGCCGUUCGAGAAGUUGGACCGGGAGCAAAUCCGGAAAACUUGGGGAGGUGUGGAGGAGGUGCUCGGUAGACGGGUCCUGACGAUGUUUCUUCUGGGGGAGUCAACGGACCCCAUAAUUCGGAAACAAAUUCAAGAGGAGGACAGUACAUUUCACGAUCUUAUCCAAGAAGAUUUCAUCGAUAAUUAUAAAAAUCUGACUUGCAAGAACAUGAUGGGACUGAAGUGGGUCUCGAUGUACUGCCCUCAAACCAGCUUUGUAGUCAGUGUAGAUGCUGACAUGGUGAUAAAUAUUGUUACACUGGUGAAACGUCUGUCCACAAUGCCUAAGACUAACUUUGCCGAAGGACAUCUCAGGACAGAUACCCCCAUAAUCAGGAAGAAGAAACAUAAGUGUUUCGUGCCAAAGGAGGAGUGGGCCGAUAACUUGUAUCCACCUUUUCUCAUGGGCGCUUGCUACGCAAUGUCUCGAGAUGCAGUUGUGAGUGUCUUCGAUGUAUCGAAAUAUAUACCGUUCCUUCGUCUUGACGAUGUGUUUGUGGGGAUCUGUUUGACAAAAGCCGGUGUCCAUAUGAGGUAUUCACCACUGUACCAGCAAUAUGUGAGUGUGGAAAAUGCCUUAAAAAGAGGCAUUGGGAUCGGGAUAGCUCACAACAGGGAUCAUCUCAACCAACCAGCGCUCAAACUGUGGCACAAAAUGGUUGGAUCACAAAUUCAGGACAUGUCAAAAUGAUAAUAAUGGCCCUCUGUGAACAAUCUUUCCCACCUGGGACCAAUUUCGUAGAGCUGCUAAG
Asterias rubens (European starfish) is the source of this 1575-nucleotide messenger RNA. Its product is annotated as beta-1,3-galactosyltransferase 5-like. The record is from RefSeq and is a predicted model, not a curated record. Bases 357 to 1514 code for a protein of 385 amino acids. NCBI's taxonomy places the organism in Eukaryota, Metazoa, Echinodermata, Asteroidea, Forcipulatida, Asteriidae. Gene Ontology annotation, molecular function: hexosyltransferase activity. Gene Ontology annotation, cellular component: membrane. The transcript has a single exon.